Trypanosoma cruzi is the source of this 2619-nucleotide messenger RNA. Its product is annotated as minichromosome maintenance (MCM) complex subunit, putative. Gene Ontology annotation, cellular component: nucleus; MCM complex. The transcript has a single exon. Gene Ontology annotation, biological process: mitotic DNA replication initiation; DNA strand elongation involved in DNA replication; double-strand break repair via break-induced replication. NCBI's taxonomy places the organism in Eukaryota, Euglenozoa, Kinetoplastea, Trypanosomatida, Trypanosomatidae. The record is from RefSeq and is a predicted model, not a curated record. The coding region runs from base 1 to 2619 and encodes 872 amino acids. Gene Ontology annotation, molecular function: ATP binding; single-stranded DNA helicase activity; single-stranded DNA binding.
AUGGACAGAGAUUCACUUGUGGAACUAACGCCAAUACGUCCUUCGAUGCAACAUGAUUUGUCGCGGAGCCCCACUCAGGCAGCAGCAGCAGCAGAGGCGGUGAUGGCGGGUGCGCCACAAAUGUUCCAUGGGGAUGACGGGGAAGUACCGCCGUCCGAAGGGCACCCACCGCCCCUGUCAUCAUCAUCAGCAUUAUUGCGUCGCGAGGAUCUCUCUUACAUUUGGGGUACCAACAUUGCGGUGGAGACAUUCCGGGAGGAGUUUCAGCGGUUCCUUGAGACAUUUGAUAUGCACACUGACAGCACCGGUGGCUGGCCAGGAAUUGUGGGUGAACAUGUGGGCACAGGCGGUGGAAACCGGAAAUAUUUCCUGCAGGAGCUUCUGCGUCUUCGAUUGCAGAACCGCAGUGUUCUCGAGAUGGACAUGCAGCUGCUCGCCAAAUCUUGUCCACGUUUGUAUCACCAAGUCGUUGCACAUCCAAUGGAGUGUUUGCAGAUGAUGGCCAACGUUGCGGAGGACGUCUGUCAGCGCCUCGCUACCGCCUCUUCCUACGUGCCCAUGCCGGAUGACUUUAUUCUGCGUGUGGCGCCAAAAAAUCUUCCGGAAAUCAUCUCACUGCGUGGAUUGGGGCCGCAGCACCUCGAGCAGCUUAUUGCCCUUCAGGGGAUGGUAGUGCGGGUGUCUAAAAUUAUUCCCGAGAUACGAGUUGCAUUUUUUCAGUGCUGGUACUGUCAAAAUGUGCGUCGAAGUGUCGUGGAUCGCGGUCGCAUUUUUGAGCCCACCCGUUGUGAUCACUGCGGCAAAAACUACUCCUACAGGAUUCAACAUAACCUUUCUCUUUUCGACGACAAGCAAUUGGUGCGUCUGCAGGAGGCGCCGGAACAUUUGUCAGACGGAGAAACACCCGUCACCAUCUCUGUUGUUGUGUACGGCGACUCCGUGGACGCUGUUGUGCCUGGCGACCGUGUCGUCGUGACGGGCAUCUACCGCGCCGCUCCUGUCCGUCUGAACUCCACAACACGUUGCAUACGCAGUAUUUUCGCCACUCAUGUCGACGCCGUACACAUUGAACAUCGUCGUGCGGGCCGCCAUUUGUGGAAGAAACAACAACAGCCCUUGACACCGUCAUUGGAGGCGGAAGAAGGGUUGUCGGAGGAUCCGGCCGAAGCGGCACGACGCGAUGUGUUUCGUCGCAUUGCCAGUCGUCCAGAUAUUUAUGAUAUCCUCCUCAACAGCUUUGCGAGGACCAUUUGGGGGAACGAGGAUGUGAAGCGUGGAAUUCUCUCUCAGCUAUUUGGUGGAACACGCAAGGAACUGAAAUCUGGCACCUUCCGUGCGGAGAUCAAUGUGAUUUUGUGUGGGGAUCCAGGUGUGGCGAAGUCACAGCUCUUGUCUCAGGUUCACGAAAUUGCUCCACGUGGUGUGUACACAUCUGGGAAGGGCAGCAGUAGCGUUGGCCUGACUGCAUUUGUAGUGCAUAAUCAUGAGACGGGUGAGUUGGUGCUUGAGCCUGGUGCUCUCGUGCUCUCUGACCGCGGUUUAUGUUGCAUUGACGAGUUUGACAAAAUGAAUGAGGCCACACGAUCGGUGUUGCAUGAAGUGAUGGAACAGCAGACACUCUCCAUUGCAAAGGCAGGCAUAAUUGCACAACUUAACGCCCGCACUUCGGUGUUGGCUGCCGCAAACCCGAAAGAGUCCCAAUGGAAUGUGAAUUUGAACGUUGUGGAAAAUUUGCAGAUUGAACCGACGCUCUUGUCACGUUUUGAUUUGAUCUUUCUUUUGCUAGACCGGCACGACCCGACGGAAGACAGGCGUUUGGCCUCACAUGUCCUCUCCCUUUUCAUGGAGCCAGACGAGGGGUCCCGUCGGGCCACCACCUCUAGUAGUUCUCCCGAGUUGGGUAAUAACAAUGACACCGAUAAUGAGGAGGACAGGGGGGGAAAUGGGAAUAUGAGGUCGCAAGGUGUCCCAAUGGGACAAGCGGCGACGGUGUUGGAGCAUGAAGGCGAGGUGUUUCUAGAGGGAACGAAUGACGCACCCUAUAUGCCGCCACGUGUGCUAUCGCAGUACAUCGCCCUUGCACGCGAGACGGUCCACCCACGUCUCACAGAAGCCUCACAUAAGCAGUUGGCGACGUCGUAUGUGGAGAUGCGACGUGCCCGGGGCAGCAGCCGGACGGUCUCUGCAACACUGCGGCAGCUGGAAUCUAUGAUUCGACUGGCAGAAGCACGUUGUAAGAUGCGUUUUGGCGCGGAGGUGACUGUAGAAGAUGUCAAGGAGGCAAAAUGGCUCAUUAGUGCGGCACUGAAGGAGGCUGCGACAGAUCCCCAGACUGGCCUUAUCAAUUUAGAUAUGUUCAGCGCGCCAGACCCAACGCGGCAGACAGUUGAAGGGAGUAUGUUACGAUUAGAACAUAUUAUUGGUAGACGAUACCUUGCGGCAGGUCGUAAUUCCGCGACGGUAAAUGAGUUGCGACAGGCAUUUAACGAGUCACUUGUUGGUGGAAUGCGACCACUCGCAAUUGCACAAUUUAUGGAACUUCUGGCAUUGAUGGCAGGUGGCGAACAUGUGAAGUCCUUCAGUGCUAAUUCCGUGACAUUUGCUGAUGAGGGCCCCUAG